Messenger RNA from Ostrea edulis (European flat oyster), 894 nucleotides. RefSeq lists its product as uncharacterized. The transcript has 2 exons. The record is from RefSeq and is a predicted model, not a curated record. Bases 137 to 631 code for a protein of 164 amino acids. Lineage: Eukaryota; Metazoa; Mollusca; Bivalvia; Ostreida; Ostreidae.
AUAAAUUAAUUAACUCUGCUUUGUUUAAUUAAUAAACCUUGAAACUUAGGUCUUUUCCGAGAAAGCGACAGUAUAUUUACUAAAAGCCGCUGGUCGUAUAAUGUGUUGUUGAAGCCUUGUAAACGCAUCACAUAACAUGAAGUCGGCGACGUGUAAAAUAUUUAUAGACAUGCUGCUUUCAAACAUGAAUGGCUGUUUAAAAUUUGCCGUUUUUCUCGUUGUGGGACUUUCCUUGUCAAAUGGUCGUCAUGUGCACAAUGUCAAACCUUCCUCCCCGAUGCGUGUGGAAACAAGUUUUAAAAAUGAAACACUGUCCUUGAAGACUGCAAUUCUGUUUCAUUACAUCAACUAUUUUGGAUUCUGCAUACCUGAGAAAAUACCCACAAUGGAGGUCAAAAAAUGUUUCAGUUCCAUCAACACUGCAUGUGCUCUUGUAGGAGAGAGAACCCGAAACAAAAAGAAAGCACGCAAGAACAAUCUGACAAAACUGUGCUUCCUGGCACAUAAAUCGAAGGAUGUCUCCAGGUGGUUCACAAUCGCAGGUCAUAUUGCACAAGCAUUAUGUGCUGCUUGCUCCGAGCUGGCGACUGAAGAGGAAAAAACAGUUUGUGAAAAGAAAUUGUGCAAGUGAUUAGUGAAGAAAAAACAUGUGUCUAUGCGUUUGGAUUUGUGUACAUAUUUUGAAAGUUUGAAUUUUUUAUUUAAACAACAAAAUAUUGCGUGUAUUUGAGGAUAGAAAAGAUGGAGGUCCCAGACCUCUCAGUUGUUUCUUACUUUAUGUAAAAUUCUGAGAGUGAUACCUUUAUCUUACAAGCAUUAGAAAUUGUUACAAAUUUUAAUUUAACUGUUAAAAAACUAGGUGCACGUAUAAACCAUUUGUAAAACUGUAAUAAA